CGAAAAGGAAUAUGGAUUUCGGAAGGGAUAAGGAACAUUGGAUUGUCCAAGGGCCAGGAGCACUACAAUGCGUGUCAUCCCAUUUCAUGCGAAGGAUACUCGGCCGAGGUCAUGGGCACCUCAUUCCGGUUGAUCAAACAAAUGGGGGAUGGAAAGACCCGCUCGUACCAGUUAGAGCUUAAUAAUUUUGGUUGCACUCACGGGAGUUGCCUCGUCGUAUGCGCUAAUUGUCCAGAACCUAAAAUUUGCGCUCAUCUAUACACUUGCCAAUGUCAGCAGUAUGCCUAUCGAAACUUUUGCAAACAUAGCCACUUAUUGGCUUUGCUCAAGGUCAUCCCUUCUGGAAUUGAAAAAAGCAGUGAUGUGGAUUUAAGGUCCAAACAGCAAGAGGUGGUUGAUGGUAUGGGAUGCGUUCCAAGUCCCAGUUGUGGUGAAACGAAGGAGGAUGACGAUUUGGGGGACAUUAUCGAACCAGAGAAGCUUCCCAAAGAAUACGAGGACUUCUUAGCACGAAUACAGCAUCUAAAAAGAUUCAUGAACUCGCCAGAGAAUAGUUUGGCAAGCAAGAAAGCAAUCGCCAGCCAAUUGGAAACUGUUCCUCUGAGAGAGAUACAACUCACCAUGAAUCCUGAGUCUUUCCCCAAAAUCAAUAGGAAAAGAACCCAUAGUCCCCAGUUCCGUUCCUUUUUCCCCCAUCCGUGA
Molecule: messenger RNA, 702 nt
Organism: Tigriopus californicus
Lineage: Eukaryota; Metazoa; Arthropoda; Copepoda; Harpacticoida; Harpacticidae
Source: RefSeq, a predicted model, not a curated record